Molecule: messenger RNA, 5117 nt
Organism: Anopheles coustani
Lineage: Eukaryota; Metazoa; Arthropoda; Insecta; Diptera; Culicidae
Product: organic cation transporter protein
Exons: 11
Coding region: 341-2608 (755 amino acids)
Biological process (GO): transmembrane transport
Cellular component (GO): membrane
Molecular function (GO): transmembrane transporter activity
Source: RefSeq, a predicted model, not a curated record
UUCACCCGGAUCGGUUCGUCGGAGUGCGCUGCCCCGAAACGGGUUCGUCCGAUCCUUGUCCGUUCGCGUCCGAAGAGCAUCGACAUCUGCAGCCAGCGAUGGGCCCGCUGUUUUUGGCACAAAGUGUACAUUGUUCGUUGGCCGCUGGCUCAAGCAAUGGUCCUUUCGUGUGUGUGUUUGUGUGCGUGUGAGAGUCUGUGGCAUAGUGCAUAGAUCGUUCAAGUGAGUUGUGGCUGCUAGGGGAAGAAGCAAGCAAUAAAAAGAAAACAACAGUGUCGGUGUUGGAAAAAAUAGAAUACAGUGAGAAAAAGAUUGCUAAAACGAAGAACCUGAUACGAAAAUGUCCGUUCGAUGGGAGGCGCCGGGUUUUGCGUCCCGACGUCGUUCGGCGCCAGAGGAUGAGUGUGAAAGCGCGAUGCUGCCGGAUGGCGGACUGGCGGUGGCGGGCGCGAACGAAGGCGACGGUGACCAUUCGCGCUCCCGGAACGGCACGAAUCCAGUGCGGACAGCUUCCGGUGGUCGUCGCUGUCCGGUUGCGAUGGUGGACGCGGAGCUGAGCGACGAAGGCCAGGAAGCGGAAGACGACUGCGAUGGAAUUGUCGUGCUGGAUGAGGCGAGCGAGCGGCUCCUGGGAGGGUGGAACGGUAGUCCUAAAGUAAAGAUGUUCAAAUCGAAACACUCCUCCAACGAACCGUCCCCCGCGCACCACGGCGACCCUCCCGCCGAUGAAGCCGCCUCCCCCGACCCCGACGCGAUGCACAUCAUCCUCAAUCCAUCGUCGCAGGCCGCCACCAGUCCGCCGCUGCUGGUCUCGGCCAAACGCCCCUCACCUGCCGCCAGCCCCUCGCCACCCUCGCCCGCCCUCGAGCACAACCAGGCAAGCGCCAAGAGCAUCAACAACAACAACAGCAGCAGCAAUAGCAGCAACAACAAAGCGAACAGCAAAAACAACCACAGCAAACCGACUGGUAAGGGAGGUGGUGGUGGUGGUGGCGGCGGCAAGGCGGCCGGAAAGCACCGGAAGGGCUCGGACGAGGACAGCGACAUCAUCGGCGAGCUGAUCGGCGAUUACGGCAAGUGGCAGUUCGUGAUGACGUUUCUGCUGUCGCUGUUCCAGGUCCCAAACACGUUCCACAUCUACUCGCCAACGUUUCAGGCGGCGGAUAAAAGCUUCUGGUGCCGACGGCCGGCGCACCUGCACGACGUCUCCAUCGAUCGGUGGCGGAACGUGACGGGCUCGGAGGAAAACUGUCGGAUACUGAACUACGACUGGAACGCGCUGUCGAGCGCCCAGCUGGCGAUGGGCAACUUUUCGCUGCCGAAAAAUCUCACCGAUACGGUCGGUUGUGCGGCCUGGGAGUUCGACACGCAGGACAACCUCGGCAACACCUGGUCGUCGGAGUGGAACCUCGUGUGCGACAAGGAGUACCUGAAGAACGUGGCCGAGAUGUUCUUCCUGGCGGGCGUGGCAACCGGUGGCAUCACCAGCGGCGUCCUGUCCGACAAGUUCGGCCGCAAAAUGAUGCUUUUCAUCUCUGCCGUCCUGCAGUCGAUCUUUGGGUUAGCACUUUACUUCGCCGACUCGUUCGAGUUCUAUCUCGUGCUGAGGGCACUGCUUGGUAUCGUCUCGGUUUCGGUGACCUACGCCGGGCUGAUUCUGGCGAUCGAGUAUGUCGACGGCAAGUGGCGCACAAUCGCCGGCAUGUACAACCUGUUCCCGCUGCCCGUCUCCUACAUCAUGAUCUCCGGGAUCGCCUAUCUGACGCAGGACUACCGGAAUCUGCAGCUCUGCAUCGGCCUACCUGGUGUGUUCCUGUGUCUGCUGUGGUUUGUUCUGCCGGAAUCACCCCGAUGGCUGCUCUGCAAGGGGCGCAUAACCGAGGUGAAGGAAGUGAUUCGGAAGGCGGCCGCCUUCAACAAACGGACGCUCCCGGAUAAUCUCGACAAGCUGCUCAAACCACCGGUUGACGAGGAGGAAACGGCGGCCGGCGUUUGCGAGCUGUUCCGCUCCAAGUAUCUUCGGCUGGUGACGUUCUGUUUUCUGUGCAUCUGGUUCACGAUGAACCUGGUCUACUACGGUCUGGUUUUAAAUAUGAACAGCUUCGGUGGAAACAUUUAUCUUAAUUCGGCACUUGCGGGUUUGGUGGAAAUUCCGGCCAUCGCGCUGGCGAUGUACAUCAUCAAUCGGACGGGAAAAAAGUGGCUCUUCUGUGCGACAUUCUUCGCCGCCGCCCUGGCUUGCCUGUGUGCCGCAAUCGUCGAGGGUAAACCGGACCUGCUAGCGAUGAAGAUAACCUUCGUUAUGAUAGGAAAAUUCACCAUCAGCGCAGGUAACACCAUCAUGCCCGUUUACACGGCGGAACUGUACCCGACCGCGAUUCGAAAUGUUGGUGUCGGGGCGUGCAAUCUGGCGGCCGGUUUCGCCCUCAUACUAACGCCGUACCUAUCGAUGUUGACAAAAAUUGAAGAUCACCUGCUGAUGACGCUGCUGACGGCUUGGUGCAUUUUCGGUGCAAUAGUGAUCGUCUUCCUGCCCGAGGGUAUGCAGCAUCACGAGCACGAGGAACACGAUGAAGAGAAAGAAAUCGAUACGCAGCUGACGGCUUAAGAGGGCUCAACUCCCGUACCCGAUCAUUCCAGUACCAGCAAACCAGCUAAUAUCGACGGUCGGUCGGGCGCGAGAGACCCAACACUAGCGGCAACCAUUUCCAUGACAGUACUGCACCACAGCUGAACCACAAGCGGGACUCAACAGUCGUACAAGGAACAAACACAAACACUUCGAUCAACUACAACUGCCAUAUCUAGCCCCCGAGCACCCGAGAUUUUCUAUUUCCUGAUGGAGUAUACAGAGUAUUACCUUACCCAAACCUCACUCCCAGACCAAAGAAUCCGGGGGGAGAGGGAGGCAUGGUUGCGAGGCGGAGGUGCGAAUUUUUCUCACCCACUAUUUGUCGAAACGGUCAAUUGCAAUGGACGGUGAGGUUGAGGAGUCCAAUGGAUGGUUCUUAGUAUACCUGUUAGCAACGUAACGUAGUGUAACGGACAGUUACGCAUCAAAUAGGACCACGUGUCCAUCGGUGUCAUUCGCUUUCGAUACGCAGAACAGUACGAGUGGCCCACUCCAAACACGAGAUUAGUGCAUUUACGGUCUAGUUCUUUUAAUGUAAUAGACAUUGAGUUGAGUUUACUUCAAUUCCACCGGGAUCCGUAACGUAAUGAGUUCCUCUCGCAGAGGAAAGCACCUCCAGGUACCGUAGUGUUUUAGAGUUUUAGAGAAAUAGUACUCCGACAGCAUGCGAAACAAUAGGCUGGCGAUAAACCAUUACCCGCUUUUCACCACUGGCUGGACCAGUGCCGAACCCGACCCGACUCGGGAUGUCAUUGUGACCGGUUCACAAAGCCCAUAUAUACACACAGUUACACAUAUACUACAAGCAAACAUUUAAAUACGAAGCACAAUAGAGUAUGCCCGAAGCAGGGGGUAUUGCUUAAGAACCGAACCAUCUCAACUCAAACGUACCGGAGAGACACACUUUGAAGAUUGUUUCAAUUCCAUCAGACCGUCAGGUAUCCUUUGAACAAGCGAUUAAAUUUUAACUAAUCACAUAUUACAGAAGAACAUUUUCUAGAGCAUAUUUAACUGAUUGGCGUGCCGUCGGAACGCCGCGACACACAUGUGUAUACCAUUUUUUUAUAGAUGUUCUACACUUCCACUAUCGGAGAGGAACGCUGGAUAGCCGCUAACGAUUGUUUGUUGAACUUGGCCGAGCUUUCGAUGUGUACUCGUAGUCCUGGUUAGUAGCGCGAACGUAAUAUAUUGAUACUAAAUUAAUCGGAACCAAUUCCCCCAAACGGCCUGCGGCCCGACCCGGUCGGGAACUUCCUACCAAACGCUCUCUGACUUUCUUUUCCCCGUGCGAAAUGUUAAGUGUCACCUCUCAAGGCGACGCACAUCGAGUAGUUGUGUAGUGUAACGGGCCAAGUUUUCCCUUAGACUGGCCAGCCACUGCAGUCCCCUGCUCUUCCUCCACCACCCGGGCGGCAGAUGCGGGACCAUGAUUCGUCUAUGUUAGUUGUACUUAAACUUCAAUGUCGUGUGUUUGUGUGUAGUGGCUUUCGCGCUGCAGUGCCCGAAAAAGGCGGCGAUAGAGUGUUGUAGAGCUGACGAACGCAAUACCGUUUGGAAGCUAUAUAUUCGGUGUCUUGUAGUGUACCGCAUUCGAUGGCAAGUAGCAAACCACACCGUUUGGCUGACGGACGGUUGUCCUUGAGCGGGAGGCGGGCGAAUGGUGGUCAUGGUGGGCGCACGAAGGGAAAAGAAAUAUUAAGGAGGUAUUUUGCAGGACAGGUUCAAAAAGUUGUUAAAGUAACGCAUGUUUUUAGGAGGCGAGUUUCGUUGGAAUCGUGUUGAUUGGUCGCUCGUCAUUAACAAACUAUUCAGAUUUUAGAUUUAAAACUCCUAGAAUGCAGUUAUCGGGUUGGAAACUUUACCAGCGAUUGUUGAGAGUAUUUAGGGGGAAAAUUAAAUUUAACAACGUUAACGUUGCAAGUGAAAUGUGAAGCAAGGUUGGGGAAAGGGAAAGAUGAGAUUGCAAUGGGAAAACAUCCAUUUUAUUUAUUUCUUCGUUUCGUACUUAAGCAUAACGAUUUUACCAUCGCCGAAUAACGGGGCAGUGGGAAGGCCUCUGAGAUGCCAUUCAAAACACAACUCUAUUAACCAACCGUUUCCAACCGUUCGCUGGCAUCGCUUUAGCUGUAAUGAGCGUAUUUGCAAAGGGUAUUAGAGUAUUCCAUGAAUAAACACUGUCGAAUCGCGACUAAAGCCGAGGUAGCGGAAAGAUGUUGUCGCAUUAAAGCCAAAAAAAAAAAAUAAAGCAACGAGUGGAAGUGCAAGAAGGAGCAUGUUCAGGUGCUAAGGGACACGGGGAGGAAGAUCAUUGUAAAUAUCCCUUCCCGUGCCCGGCCCCGCGUAAGGUGUAACCCGAGGAAUCUAGGACAUACGAGCGUUAGAAGGUCUAUGUAUAUCGGUAAUGAUUGUGAAGUCGGCGUCGCGCCACACCAAGUUUGGGCGUGUGGCAAACAUUCAACAAAAGCUGGUAAUAAUAAAUGUGGUA